Branchiostoma belcheri (Belcher's lancelet) is the source of this 3280-nucleotide messenger RNA. RefSeq lists its product as uncharacterized. The record is from RefSeq and is a predicted model, not a curated record. The transcript has 16 exons. Gene Ontology annotation, cellular component: cell-cell junction; cytoplasm; focal adhesion. Lineage: Eukaryota; Metazoa; Chordata; Leptocardii; Amphioxiformes; Branchiostomatidae. Gene Ontology annotation, biological process: positive regulation of substrate adhesion-dependent cell spreading; cell-cell adhesion; positive regulation of integrin-mediated signaling pathway. Bases 1923 to 3254 code for a protein of 443 amino acids.
CAACGUUGUACCUAGUAAACAAAACCCUCCUUUCUUCCCGUCGUUCUCAGGGCCUUUCGCCUAGUCGUUUUAAAUGUCAACACAAAGGGCUGCCCCAUGUAAGUCCUGAAUAAGGAAAAGCAACAGGAGGUCCGGGGCAGAUCGGGGGAAAAUUGGUCGGAAAAUACGCAGGGCGUUUUUGAGGGGACGGAACACCUGUUUUCUUCGCUGUUCGGAAAACUUGUUAAGUCGUCGAAACAACGUAGGAUCCUUGAAUACACAGGAAUCUCGGUUGUGAGGUCUGUCUGUUUACCGACAGGAAUAUCAUCAAACAGGGCGAUCUGUUUUCAUAACCAGGGCAGUGCGUCACCGGUCUGUGAAAAAAACGUGGAAGCGCGUACCGGAAAUUUCUCAUGCCACGGGCUUCGAACUGACAAAGAUCCGCGUAACAUUACACCCGGUCGGUAACUUAUGAAGUGACCCAAAAAACAAUAUCAGUGGUCUCAUCAGUUUCUAAGAAAGACUGGGAGACUUACAGAACAAGAAGGAAAAACUGGAAAGACAGAAGAUUUCUUCAUGCUUAUGGGAAGAGAUAUUAGACACGCAAUAUGAUCGACGAAGUCAUCACACCGACACAUGUUGGGUACACGGGCGGACGGGGUGGGAGGCCUAGCGGGAACUCUGCGGGUAGGGGGAGUAACCGGCGACCUCAGCCCAUAGAUGAAGACAUGAUAGCGCCAAGUACCGCCAGGCCGACCGGAGGACGGGGAGGGCCGCCUGGCAGAACGGCGGACCCAGUACCUGCGGGUAGGGGGUCUAACCGGCGGCCUCAGCCCAUAGAUGAAGACAUGAUAGCGCCAAGUACCGUCAGGCCGACUGGUGGACGCGGUGGACCGCCUGGCAGAAUGGCAGACGCAGUCAUGGAAAAGGCAGACGAGGUUUUCGCUCCGAGUAGGUCGAGUGGAAGACGUAUACAGCCGCCGCCUAAGCCCAUGGUAGACGAAGUCAUAGAACCUACCAAUGUCAACUCUCCAAGACGACGAGGCAAGCCGCCGCCGACCAUGGUCGACGAAGAGAUCGUACCGAGUCACGUGAAUCCAACAGGAGGCGGACGCGGGAAACCAAAACAACAACAACCCGUGAAUGAAGAGAUUGUACCAACCCGCGUCAACCCAAGUAACCGUCGAGAAAAGGCUCCACAAAUGGUGGACGAAGUGGUUAUACCGACCAAUGUUGUACCGAGCGGACGCAGAGGACGGCCACCACCGCAGACCGUUAAUGAUCAUGAGUAUUCAAACAAUGUAGGCCCAAGUGGUCGUCACGGGAAACCCCCACAAACAACCGACGAAGAACCGACCGCAGGAAGACCAGGCCGGCAAAAACCGAACGAGGAUAAGAGACGUAAGCCAGCAGAAGUAAACGGAAGUAGUAACCACCCAAGAAUGCCGAAUGGCAACGGCACCACGACGACAACAUCAGAAACAAGGAGGGUGAUCCAACAAGCACAACCCUCCGUCCAGACGUACACGAAAACGAACGCGACACGUGACGUACCGGACUGCCACCACGAUCGAGAGCGAAGAGAGCGAAAGCGAGUACACGGAGGAAGAGGCGACACCUCCAGGCACACCUGAGUGGAAGAGGAAAGUCAACUGGAAUCUCGGGCCGCCUCCGGCGCCGCGCCCCGCCACGCCUCCUGAAGACGAAGAAGACCCAGACGGGAUUACGGAAGGCACCAAACACGUCGAGAUCACAGGAAAUCGCGUCAUCACGACCACGCGGAAGGUUCGCAAGGUCAAAAAGGAAGUCCCCGAGCCAGUCCAGCCGAACGGGCCCUUCUGGUCCUCAACGGUAAAGUGGAGCUCCGAGCCGGUGAAGAAAAAGCCACCACCAGUCCAAAUCACCAAACAGGAACAGCGAGUACAAGUAUCACCUCCCCAGGUAUGGCUAUGCUGCAUCACCAGAUGGUUCCUGCACCGGUCAGUCCCCGCAUCAUUGUGGCUGAGGCCACCCUCCCCAGGCCACAGUACAUCCAGCAAACUGUGCCCCUCCAACAGGUCAUCCAGACCAUCCAACCUCAGCAUAUACAGCAGAUGCCGGUUGCAUCUCAACCACAACAGUUGUACAUCCUGCAAACGCAGCCGACAGCCACCAUCGAUGGCGGUAUGAGAGCUCUAACGCUGCCGAGGGGCCAGACCCAGCAGGCGUACCUUCUGCCCACUGAGGCCUUCCUGGGCACCCAAACUCUACCGAGUAGAGGCCAGCAAAUAAGAAUACUGGAUGGCGGUAGCAGUUACCGGGUGGACAGCGGUUCGUCCAUCGAUGAAGUGGACAGGUCCGUACAGAACCUGCAGCAGUCCAUCCACGAGCUCCAUGGCGUCAACACCAUGAGAAGCACUCGGUCACGUGUCUCAACGUCUGCCAGUGGAUACGACACCCACCUCCGCCCGUCUGCCUAUAGUGAAGUCUCCACGUUCCGGCAUCGCAGUGUUUCCCAGAACAGCAUUGAUGGGAAAUCUGAGGCCCUAAACGCCACCAUCUGCGUCAGCUGCAAGCGUCCUUUUGGGCCACACGACAAGAUGGGCACCUACCGGGGCAGCCCCUGCCACGAGACAUGCAUGCCGAAUAGCCCUACUGAGAAGCCGGCGAGUACCUGUGUUGCCUGCCACAUCAAGUUUCACCCAGACGACAAAAUGGUUCUACUCAACGGGAAGCCCUGCCAUGAGAUGUGCCUACCCAAAGUGACUGAUGAACAGAAUACCUCAAUAAGGAAAGUCCGAACUAUGUCGUCAUCACGAAGCCAAGAACCUGCAACCCCAACAAGUCCCUCUGUAUCGGUCAGGAAAUUUGAGAUGGGCACCUCCCAAUCAAGGAUGCAACAUCUGCCUCCACCGACUCCUGGAACGCCUGGCAGUGCUAUGUCGACGUCCACCCAUUACACCUGGGGAGGCGAGGUCACACCACACACCCCGUUUUCCGCCGUCUCCAACACGUCAGGAUUCACCAUGGAGAUGGUUCGUCAACAUAGACAAGUGGAGGGUGAGGAUGUAUUCAUGUGCUUCUACUGCAACAAACCCAUCAGAGGACAAGUCGUUGGUGCAUUCAACAAGGUGUUCCACGAGGGACAUUUCGCGUGCUGUUGUUGCCAUCGCAGAUUCAAACGAGGUCAAAAGUUCUAUGAGCUCGACGAAAGACCAAUGUGCAAGAAGUGUUGUCGGGCGUUUCCCGGGAAUGAAGUCGACUCGAAAUGGGGCUUUACCAUGGGAAGAAGGUAAACGAGACAAGUGGCAGUGGCGUCAGG